Molecule: messenger RNA, 1098 nt
Organism: Colletotrichum karsti
Lineage: Eukaryota; Fungi; Ascomycota; Sordariomycetes; Glomerellales; Glomerellaceae
Product: bnr asp-box repeat domain protein
Exons: 2
Coding region: 1-1098 (365 amino acids)
Source: RefSeq, a predicted model, not a curated record
AUGUUCAACCUCACAAAGACUCUCGUCGCAACCCUGGCCCUCGCCGGCCUCGGAGCCAGCACACCCGUCUCCCUCGACAAGCGCCAGCCCGGCCGCGUCGUCAAAGCCGGCGAGCCCGUUGUCAUCGACCCGAACGGCCAGUACAUCCGCGUCAGCCACAUGAACGACGGGACUCUAAUCGGAGGCUACGCUGCGAAGGAGGGCGACACCAAGAUCAUGCGUGUCAUCCACUCCUCCGACGGCGCGAAGUCGUGGGAGCAUAUCGGCGAGGUCUUCCGCGGGCCCGUCGCCAAGCACGACAUGGACAACGCGUUCCCGAUCCAGCUGCCCGGCGGCCGCCUUCUCUACGCCUACCGCAACCACGACCGCACUGGCGCCGACCUGCACUACACCUACUUCCGCAUCUCCGUGUCCUACUCGGACGACAACGGCAGGAACUGGAAGUAUCUCUCCACAGUUGAGGAGCAUGUUCCCAAGGGCGUCAACGGGUUGUGGGAGCCCUUCCUCCGUUUUGCCAGGGACGGCACUCUGCAGUGCUACUAUUCUGCCGAGAACGCUGCCAACGACCAGGAUAACUUCAUGAAGCACUCCAAUGACGGUGGUAAGACUUGGUCUAACUGGGUCCCCGUUUCCGGUGGUGACCGAGUCUCCCGCGACGGCAUGGUCGGCGUUGCGCCCAUCGAUGACAACGGUAACUUGAUUGCUGUAUUUGAACACACAACCAGCGGAAUCUUCAACGUCGACUACGUCAUCUCCCACGACGAUGGCUACACCUGGGGAGAGCGCGGAAGCCUCUACACCGCCGCCAACGGCAAGCUCUCCGGUGCACCUCAAGUCUACAACGUCGGCGGCACGCUUGUGGCGAGUUUCAUGACCAACGAGGACUAUGACAAGGGUAACAACAACGGGUACAACUUUGGCCAAAUGAAGGUCGUGACCAGCACAAAUGGUGGCAAGUCAUGGAGCGGCAGUGUCGUCACGGGCGAGGCCGAAGCCCACUGGCCCGGCAUUUUCAACCUCGACUCGACUCACUUCUUGGCUCUGUACGCCAGAGAGGGUGUUGGCGCCGUGAGCCAGCUUUACGAGUUGGUGAACUAG